AUGUGGUCGCUGGUCGUCGGGUCGAGUAUAGCCUCCUCUUCGAAGAACAAAGAGGCGCCUCCGAUUCUCAGACUUCCUACCGAACUCCUUAUUAACAUUGCAUCCUAUCUUUCUUGCCGUCACCCUAACUAUGGAUAUCCCGUCGAGUCCGCGAACCUCGCCGCCCUCUCUUCUGUUUCGCGUCUGUUACAUGCGAUUGCAACGCCACUUCUGUAUCAACAAAUCCCGAUAACUUCGGAGUCUCAGCUUGGCCUUUUAUGCAGGUCUCCGCUCAAGUGCCUCGAAUACGUACAUGAACUCAAUUUCUUCAUGGAUGUCGAAUUUCUCGAUGCCUGGAGGCAGUGGGCCUUCACCCAUAGCACCGAUCGGAUACCAAGGCGUUCCAUUUUUCAUACAUUUGCUCAACUCCUCUCAUCCGUGCAUCACCUUCGGUCCCUUCGCAUGCGUGUCGCUGAAAUUUCUGGCGUGCGCUCCGGAUGGGGGAAGUUUUCUUGCACACAGAACCCCACUUCCGGCAUCCCGAUUGGGCGACCACUUGAAGAAGCAUUUGCCCUGUAUAAGCCUACAAAACUUCGAGAGCUUAAGAAACUCGAGGUGGACGGCUUCCAAGAUAUUUGGCCAUUACUUAGCUUGGCACCUUCCCUCGAGACACUGAGGAUGUGCUUGUCGGGUGGUUUUGCUCAAUACGUUAAUGUUGAGCUCGUUCAAGCACUUCGGUCUGUUUGUUCGACGCUUAAACAUCUCACCUACACUCCGGAAACGCUGCGCGUCCAUCAAAGGAUGCCAGGCAUCCUUCCGGUUGAGCUUUUCUUUGAGGAGUUUACAACAGAGGAUCUAGUUAACGAGCUUCAACGACAAGACGAUGCCCUUAGAGGGUUUCCGCUCGCGUCUCUGGAAUUGGUGGCGCUCCUAGGAAAGAUACUCCCUCAUCUGGAGACACUAGACUUGCAGACUCGACGUUUUGGGGCUGAGGAAAUCUCAUUUCUUUCCAAAGUGGAGCCCAUACCUCUUGAUGGUCUGGAAGACGCGAUCACAGACAUGAAAAAUCUAAAAUCAAUCAAGCUUCCGUCCUCCCUGUAUCCCAUGUCGGAUUUCGACAUCGUUCGAGGUUUAGAGGCACCACAUAUCUUGCGAGUAUCAGCUCUACAACAUCUCAUUUCUUCAGAACGACAGGCCGUCGAACAACUGGCAACCUCACGCCAGACCUCGUCAAACCCCCUGUCCAUCACUUUCAUACGCCCGAUUAUCCCACAUGAACGGACCGACCAUUUCGUCACUUACACAAUCUUUCCACCAUCACAGAACCUUGAGACUUGUUCUCCGCUUUCUCAAUCCUGCACUACGACACAUUCAAGUUACAUUCAAACCGAAUAUGGUACCGCAUCGAUGGACCAAAUCGCCCCCUGGCCUUACACACCGCCAAUCUCGCUCUCUCAUACUCUUCGCAAGAUUUGGCUGGCACCAACAGAUGUCCGACAUGACCUGGCCAUUUCUUUCAUGAAAGACCAGGAUAACGGUAUCGCUAACGCUGUAUGUUAUGUUGGGGAGUCGUGUGUCGGACAGCUUGGGUGGGACGUGUAUCAACAAGCGGAGGGCGCGAGGAUGAUGAUGCGGCUAGCUUAUGAUUGCACGUAUGGGGUUUAUUACGUUGCUUCAAAAUUGGCUGGGAAUGUAUAA
Messenger RNA from Cantharellus anzutake, 1677 nucleotides. RefSeq lists its product as uncharacterized. The record is from RefSeq and is a predicted model, not a curated record. NCBI's taxonomy places the organism in Eukaryota, Fungi, Basidiomycota, Agaricomycetes, Cantharellales, Hydnaceae. The transcript is spliced from 3 exons. Gene Ontology annotation, molecular function: protein binding. The coding region runs from base 1 to 1677 and encodes 558 amino acids.